Molecule: messenger RNA, 220 nt
Organism: Symbiodinium necroappetens
Lineage: Eukaryota; Dinophyceae; Suessiales; Symbiodiniaceae
Source: the annotation of a GenBank genome assembly
GAAGAUCGUAGCGGCCCAUGGGAACUUCGAUGAAGCUCACAUUAUCGACAAAGUGCCGGAGCAAGCAGUGGACAUCGAGGAGCUCAGGCAGGCGGUCUUCGCCGGUGAGAAAGGCUGGCGGGCACUGGCCGAGGCUAAAGGCGGCCUCGUGAAACCCAAAGUGGUUCUCUUCGGCGAGAGCCUGCCGGACCGUUUCUGGGAGCUCAGUGAUGCGGAUCUG